UUCCUUGAAUUAGCCCACCAAUUACGAGUGGCUACUCCUUUUCCAAGACCUCACUUUUGAUUCCCUCUUCGACUCUUGCCAUCUCCAGCUAUAGUGCAGCAAAUCCUUGCUUGAUUAUUCAAACAUGGCGUAAAUUUCCUUCUUCUUCUACAAGCAUUCUCUUCUCAUUCUUCUACAAUGGUGUUUCCUCUUUUUAAACUUGGUACUUUAGCUUUGAAAACUGCUUGCAAACCUAUUGCUAAUCGUCUCAAGAAAGAGGCCAGUUUGCACCCUAGAUUCCGUCAACGAAUCAUCAAUUUUGCUCAGGUUAAUCAUCGAUUGACAACACAGAUACAACGGCGCAUUUAUGGUCACCGAACUGAUGUUGAGAUUCGCCCUUUAAAUGAGGAAAAAGCUGUACAAGCUGCUGCUGAUCUCAUUGGAGAAGCCUUUGUGUUCACGGUUGCUGGAGUUCUUGUUAUUUUUGAGGUGCAAAGAAGUGCCAAGUCAGAAGCUCGGAAGGAAGAAGCACGUUCACAAGAGUUGCAGGCAAUAAAACAGCGAGAUGAAGAAUUGGCUGGAGAAGUCGAGGCUCUUAAAAGAAGGGUGGAAGAAGUAGAACAAUUGAUCAAAAAACAAUUUAAAAGUAGUAGUAUUUUCAACGUCCACAAAUCGCCACCUAAAGCACAGGAACAAAAACAACCCGAUUGACCAUGCAGAAAUUCAUUUUAACAAAUUCAUGAAGAUUUGACCGAUGCAGGAAGUACUUUUCCAAUCUACGCUCUAUACAGCUCGAUUCCCCAUAGAAAGACAUGAGAACUUUUGAUCGUAAAUAAUACGUUGUUCCUGCAUACUUAUUCACACUUUGAAAAGGUGUGUGUUUGUAAACAGUCAUAAACAGCAGUUCAUAAUUCAUGUCCAUGAACAUGAUGGCAUUUUGUUACCAA
Amaranthus tricolor (Joseph's coat) is the source of this 926-nucleotide messenger RNA. RefSeq lists its product as uncharacterized. NCBI's taxonomy places the organism in Eukaryota, Viridiplantae, Streptophyta, Magnoliopsida, Caryophyllales, Amaranthaceae. The record is from RefSeq and is a predicted model, not a curated record. The coding region runs from base 178 to 690 and encodes 170 amino acids. Gene Ontology annotation, biological process: regulation of lipid metabolic process. Gene Ontology annotation, cellular component: mitochondrion. The transcript is spliced from 5 exons.